Messenger RNA from Aspergillus uvarum CBS 121591, 1059 nucleotides. RefSeq lists its product as uncharacterized. Bases 1 to 1059 code for a protein of 352 amino acids. Lineage: Eukaryota; Fungi; Ascomycota; Eurotiomycetes; Eurotiales; Aspergillaceae. The transcript is spliced from 3 exons. Gene Ontology annotation, molecular function: metallopeptidase activity. The record is from RefSeq and is a predicted model, not a curated record.
AUGCGUAUCCCAUCAUUUCUCCUGUUUGGGCUGUUCGCCGUGCCCGUCCUAACAGCAGAUCCGGCCCUUACAACUCUCUUUGUUGUAAAAGACCAAACCGACGACCAGGGCGGCUGCAUGUCUAAAAUUGACACCCUCCAAACCUGGCUCACUGAAAGCAGAACCCUCGUUGCCUCCGGGCUCAAGGCCAUCUCUGACGCACAGGACUCCUCUGCGACUACAUACAAUGUAGCCAGACGGUAUCUCGCAGCCCAUUUCCAGGCCGACCCCAGCAACGCUGACGCGCUUGCCACCGUGCAGGGAUACCUCACCCAAGUCUCCGACUUUCUCUCCGGCAAAACCACCCUCUCCAGCACCCCGCGCCUCUAUUGCAGCGACACAUGGUUAACCAAGUUGUCCCGCGACGAUGUAGCCUGGGACUCUGACGGCGACGUGGUCAUGCAAGAAGACGGUGGUGGGGUGUCCGCCCCCAUCGCCAUUGAGGAUGUCGACGAGUACGACAGCGAGCUCUGGAGGACGCAGAAGAACGGCAAGGUCGUGGCAACCAAAAACGUGCCCUACUGGUCCGCCGACCUCAAAGAGUACGUCUUCGACGUCAACUACAAUGGCAAGACCUACUGCACCUCCAGCGCGAAGAACCUGGGCGCCACGCAGGACCAAACAAUCCCCAGCACGAUAACGCUGUGUCCGUCUGCCUUUACCAAGACCGCUGCGGUCGCGACGCUCGGGGCUAAGACGCCCGCAGCCGGAAUGGCGAUUGGGGACAUCCUCCCGCGCGGCGCCACCUUUUACCAUGAGCUGUUCCAUCUGGUGUUGGGGACUGCGGAGACGCCGGAUUUGACGUACAGCUGGGUAGACCAGCAAAAUCGCCUGAAAGAGGCCACCACCAUACCUGAUGGUGAUGAUGAGAAUUACGGGCAGCUUGUGCGCCGCAACCCGGAGUCAUACGUGUUCUUUAGCGUGGGUUACUGGUACUUCCAGCAGACGACAUGGAACUCGGAUGAUACUAGCAAGAGGUGGGCAUUUCAAUCUGGUGCUGGCGAGUUAGUCAAGAUCUAG